Messenger RNA from Dioscorea cayenensis subsp. rotundata (Guinea yam), 2412 nucleotides. Its product is annotated as phosphatidylinositol 4-phosphate 5-kinase 6-like. Lineage: Eukaryota; Viridiplantae; Streptophyta; Magnoliopsida; Dioscoreales; Dioscoreaceae. The transcript has 9 exons. Gene Ontology annotation, molecular function: 1-phosphatidylinositol-4-phosphate 5-kinase activity; ATP binding. Gene Ontology annotation, biological process: phosphatidylinositol metabolic process. The record is from RefSeq and is a predicted model, not a curated record. The coding region runs from base 1 to 2412 and encodes 803 amino acids.
AUGUACAAGGAGGAACAUUCAACCGGGUGGGAACCUAGUAUCAAGAAAGCCCAGUUUCAGCAGCAGUCCGCCCGUCGCCGGAGCUGGAUCUUCAUGCCCAUGUCAAUUGCUCCGGCUGACGAGGAGGAGGAGGAUAACACGACAACACCUACAGAAGCAGCCAUGGUGGAGGAGGUGGGGGAGGAGGUUAACCAUGCUGAGAAACUACUCCCUAAUGGUGACUUUUACACGGGCCAGUGGCGCGGUGGUGUGCCACAUGGCAACGGGAAGUACUUGUGGACGGAUGGGUGCAUGUAUGAGGGCCAAUGGCAGCAUGGGAAGACAAUGGGCAAAGGGAAGUUCUCUUGGCCUUCUGGUGCAACUUAUGAAGGGGAGUUCAAGUCGGGAUUCAUGGAUGGAAUUGGAACCUAUACAGGAUCAUCUGGGGAUACAUACCGUGGGUCUUGGUCCAUGAAUCUUAAGCAUGGAGAGGGGAACAAAUCAUACUCUAAUGGGGAUUACUAUGAUGGUGAGUGGCGUACUGGAUUUCAAGAGGGUCAUGGGAGGUAUAUAUGGAGAAAUGGGAAUGAGUAUGUAGGGCAGUGGCUUGGAGGGAAGAUUCAUGGCAGAGGGACAUUGAUCUGGGCAAAUGGGAAUAGGUAUGAUGGUGGAUGGGAGGAUGGGAUGCCGAAAGGAAAUGGGAAUUUCAGGUGGGCCGAUGGGAGUUUGUACAUUGGUGUUUGGAGUAGGGAUGGUAAUAAUGUGCAACAACAGAAGGGAGUUUAUUAUCCUUCCUCAGCAGCAAGCACACCAACUGCAAGAGAUCCUCAGGAGGCGUUUGCUGCCGGGUUGAGUGAUUGUUUGGUUUGUGAAGGAGAGACUGUGUCUGUUAUGCCUUCGCAGAAGACAUUAAAUUGGUCUGAAAUGGAAGCAGAUUUUCUGCAGAAACAGGCUUUGUGGAGAUCAUUGAAGUCCUCAGACUCUAUUGGUAGGCCAAGAAGAAGGGCUUCUGUGGAUGCUCUUGUGGCGAUGGGUGGUGAUCGAAGUUUCAAUAGGAUUUGUGCAUGGGAACCGGAUGGUGGUGAUAUCACAUGCGACACUGGGGAUCGCAAUUCACUAGUGUUGGAAGGAAAGGAUGAUGUUGUGAUGAGAGGGUUGCCUGAUGAAGCAGACUCAAAGUCCGAGGGGAGGAGCCCUCUGCAUAUGGGGUGGUUGCCUAAGGAAAUGAAGAAGCAGGGAGAGACCAUCUCUAAAGGGCACAAGAAUUACGAUCUCAUGCUUAAUCUUCAGCUUGGUAUAAGGCAUGCUGUUGGAAGACAACCUUCUCCAAAUAUGUCAUUUGAUCUCAAAGCAUCAGCUUUUGACCCAAAAGACAAAAUAUGGACUAGGUUUCCCACUGAAGGAUCAAAACAUACACCCCCUCACAAUUCUUGCGAGUUCAAAUGGAAGGAUUACUGUCCACUGGUUUUCAGGACUCUCCGAAGAUUAUUUAAGGUUGAUGCAGGUGAUUAUAUGUUAUCAAUCUGUGGAAAUGAUGCUUUACGAGAACUCUCUUCUCCUGGUAAAAGUGGCAGCUUCUUCUACCUAACAAAUGACGACCGCUACAUGAUAAAGACAGUGAAGAAGUCUGAAGUUAAAGUGCUCCUCAGAAUGCUGCCUGCAUAUUACAAUCAUGUUCGAGCAUUUGAAAAUACAUUAGUAACCAAAUUUUUUGGUUUGCAUUGCGUUAAAUUAACUGGGGCCAUUCAAAGAAAGGUCCGCUUUGUAAUAAUGGGGAAUUUAUUCUGCACUGAUUAUCCAAUUCAUAGGCGUUUUGAUCUUAAAGGAUCUUCUCACGGUCGCACAACUGAUAAGCCAGAGACUGAGAUUGAUGCUAAUACUACACUCAAAGAUCUUGAUCUUAAUUAUAUAUUCCGUUUGCAGAAAGCAUGGUUUCAAGAGUUCCUUAGGCAAGUAGACAGGGACUGUGAACUCCUUGAGCAGGAGAGAAUCAUGGAUUACAGUCUUCUGGUUGGAAUCCAUUUCAUAGAUCCCUCCAUGCCAAAAGAAAUACCUGUGUUUGAAGAUAAUAUUGAUACGGACAACACAAAAGAAGUAACACCUCGUCUUUCAAGAGUAGACAUAGAUCAGUUUCUAUGUGAUCCAUCCAGAUGGGCAAUGAUUAGACUGGGUAUAAAUAUGCCGGCAAUGGUUGAAAGGAGUAUAAGGAAGAACGAAACCGAGCUGUUCGGAGAACCAACCGGGGAAUUCUAUGAUGUGAUCUUGUUUUUUGGAAUCAUAGACAUACUUCAAGACUAUGAUAUUAGCAAAAAGCUUGAACAUGCAUACAAGUCAUUCCAAUAUGAUCCCACCUCAAUAUCAGCUGUUGAUCCCAAGCAGUAUUCUAAACGGUUUCGUGAUUUCAUUUUCAACGUUUUCAAAGAUGAGACGUAG